AUGGACUCUAGUAAGAAACUUGUCUUUUCGGAGCCGUUUCUGUCACAGAGAAGGAAAGUAGUUUCUGGGUUUAGUUUAGGGGUUGUAGCUUCUCUUCUUAUUUUCACUCUUAUCUUUCUUGAUCAUUCCCUUAAUCCUAAAGUUCAGGGCUUUCUUCAAGGACUAGAUAAUGAUGGUUCAAAUUCUUCCUUUCCCUCUUUGCCCUUUUCAUUUUCAUCUUCUUCUUCUGCGAGUAAUGUCUCUGUGAAUUCUGGGCAGAAUAGUGAGGAAGGAAGUGUUCGUGUGGGUAAAACUGGCGAAGUGAAUGUUCCACAGACGAAUCCUCUGGAGGAAAAUUUAACAGAGAACUAUAAGAAUGCAAGCUUGCAUUCUGAAGAACCAAAGGUUCAACAGGAAGAAAUCCAUGAAACAAACGGCACAUUGGGUUCUGAGAAAGCAAAUAUUUUGGAUUCACUAAGCACUCGCCCGGAGAAUACCUCCCAAGCAGGUCAAGAUGUAAACUUGAUUGUGCAGAAAAAUAACAGCAUGGAUAAUGCAAGUGUCAUUGCUAAAGAUUCACAUGCAGAGAAAAUGAAGAUCAGUUUCUAUGAGAACUGCAACAUUUUCGAUGGUAAGUGGGUAAGAGAUUAUUAACCAUAUUAUCCCAUGGGUUCUUGCCCUCACAUCGAUAGGGAUUUCAAUUGCCACAUUAAUGGAAGACCUGAUGGCGAUUAUGUGAAAUGGAAAUGGCAGCCGAAUGACUGCGACAUUCCAAGUUUAAAUGCUACUGAUUUUCUGGAGAGAUUGAGAGGUGGGAAGCUUGUAUUUGUGGGGGAUUCAUUGAACAGGAACAUGUGGGAAUCUUUGGUUUGUAUCCUCCGACAAAGCAUCCCUAACAAGAAACGAGUUUAUGAGAUCUCAGGAAAGACGCAAUUUAAGAAGAAAGGUGUUUAUGCUUUUAGAUUCGAGGACUAUAAUUGUACAGUUGACUUUGUUGGUUCACCAUUCCUCGUAAGAGAAUCAACUUACCAAGGAAAAAAUGGAUCUUUCGAGACAUUAAGAUUGGAUCUGAUGGACCAGACAACUCAUACUUAUCAUGAUGCUGAUAUUAUAGUGUUCAAUACAGGCCAUUGGUGGACCCAUGAGAAAACUUCUAGAGGAGAAGACUAUUAUCAAGAAGGUGAUGUGGUGCACCCAAGGCUCAAGGUUCUUGAUGCAUAUACUCGGGCUCUGACCACUUGGGCUCGGUGGAUUGGCAGAAACAUUGAUGCUGAGCGAACGCAGGUUUUCUUCCGAGGAUAUUCCCCCACCCACUUCAAGGGAGGGCAAUGGAAUUCUGGAGGACAGUGUCACAGAGAAACGGAGCCGAUAUACAAUGAGGCUUUCUUACAAAAGUAUCCUUCAAAAAUGAGAGCUCUAGAUCAUGUGCUCAGAAAGAUGAAAACCCCGGUGACAUAUUUGAACAUAAGCAGGCUCACAGAUUACAGGAAAGAUGGACAUCCUUCUAUAUACAGAAUGGAAUAUAAAACCGCCCACGAACGAAACUCGGCCGAGCAGCACCAAGAUUGCAGCCAUUGGUGCUUACCCGGCGUACCAGACACCUGGAACGAGUUGCUCUACGCAUCCCUCUUGAAAAAUGGCAAGGGCACUUGGAAAAGGACCAACUGAAACUUCACUCAAAGUCAUUUCAUACCCACUUCCUGAUUCUUGAUACCUGUAUAUUUUAAUUCUUUUUUCCCACAUUUUCAGUUAUAGUUUCUGAGGAAGAUUAGUGUGAUGAGUUGAGAUAUUUGGGUUUUGUAAUCAUAUUCUUAUU
Messenger RNA from Neltuma alba, 1795 nucleotides. Its product is annotated as protein trichome birefringence-like 2. NCBI's taxonomy places the organism in Eukaryota, Viridiplantae, Streptophyta, Magnoliopsida, Fabales, Fabaceae. The record is from RefSeq and is a predicted model, not a curated record. Gene Ontology annotation, molecular function: O-acetyltransferase activity. Gene Ontology annotation, cellular component: Golgi apparatus.